Branchiostoma floridae (Florida lancelet) is the source of this 4273-nucleotide messenger RNA. RefSeq lists its product as uncharacterized. Lineage: Eukaryota; Metazoa; Chordata; Leptocardii; Amphioxiformes; Branchiostomatidae. Gene Ontology annotation, molecular function: Hsp90 protein binding; ADP binding. The transcript is spliced from 4 exons. Bases 24 to 4109 code for a protein of 1361 amino acids. The record is from RefSeq and is a predicted model, not a curated record.
AGCUUGUAGAACAGCUUACGAGCAUGAAGGAAGUCUUGGCUCAAACAGAGGAAAGGUUUGAACAAGGUCAGGCAACUUUAAGAAGGGAUGUCGACACAAUUGGGGAUGGCGUAAAAGAAAUCGAAGGCCGUGUAACAACUUUAGAGGACGGUCACGGAGAACUUGCCAAACAAGUACGUUCUCUGGAACACAGGGAGGCAAAUGUUGAAAAAGAAGUAGGUGCAGUGGCUGAGAAAGUAGAGAACAUGGAUAGAAGUCUAACAGACUUCCAAAAGAGACAGACAGAUGUAAAUUCUACUGUAGCUGCAGAGCAGGAAGUUCAAGACCAAAGAUUGCAGACACUUGAAAAGGGACAAGUCAAGUUGGAGCAGAGAGUGGAUAAUGUAGAGACGUGGCAACAUGAAGUUUCUGAGUCCUUAAAAAAGUUGCAAGUCACUGAAGAGAGUGAAGCAAGAAAGCCAGCUCAGGGGUUCUUCAAGAUUCCUGAUCGAAAUAAGUGGUUUUCUGGUCGCCAGAAGGAGCUACAAGAUCUAGAUGCAAAGUUUAACAUCUUUGAGGCAGGCAAGAUUUCCCACAAGAAGCUUGCUGUCUGUGGUCUAGGAGGCUGCGGGAAAACAUGCCUGGCUAUUGAAUACUCAUGGAGGUUACAAGAAACCUACCAAGGAGGAAUAUUUUGGAUGUCGGCAGAGAAUAGCAGGACCUUUGAGAUAACUCUCAACGACAUUGCCCUUGGCAUCGGAACAGUUGGCUCUAACUCUGAUGAGACACUUGCCAGAACAAUAGCAUGGCUGUCAUCCCUGCAAGACCCAUGGCUACUCAUUGUGGAUAACAUGGAUGAAUUCGAUGUUUCGUCUGAGGUGCAAAAACUGCUGGAAGGUCACUGGAAGCAGACCUCCAGAGGCCACAUCUUGAUCACAACCCGUCGAGAAGCUGCUGAGAUGGUAGAGACUAUGGGGUUUGAGAAGGACAAUUGUAUAGAGCUCAGGAGUAUGUCAGAAGACGAGUCCUGUGCCUUCUUGAUUAAAAGAACGCAGCAGGAGGAACAGCCAGGCAUUAGGGAUUUGGCCAAGGAACUGGGUGGACUUCCUUUGGCCUUAGAGCAGGCUGCUGCUCACAUAAAUGUCUUACAUUGUGCCUUUGAAGACUACUUGAAGCAGUAUAAGAAGCAGAAACUGAAACUUUUCAAGCGACGUAAAGUUAAGACUGUAACAUCCACCACGGACAAAGAUCGUAUGGCUGUACACACAACCUGGUCCCUCAAUUUCCAACACAUCCAAAAUUGCGAGGACCCAGAGUUGGCAGAGGCUGCUUGUGCCAUGAUGAACAUAGCAGCCUACCUGGAUCCUGAUGACAUCCCUAUUGAACUGGUCAAUAAAGGGGAGCCCGAUGUCAGUCAGUCUCCAUUGGCGGAAUAUGCCGAGUCACCUCUUGGUGCCAAACAGAUUUUUGAAGUCCUAACCCAGUUUUCACUGUUACAGAGGUAUGGUGAAAACUCCUGGUCUGUUCAUCGACUGGUCCAAGAGGUUAUUAGCAGUCGUUGCUCUGGUGAUGAUGAAAGAGUUCAGUAUUUGCAAAGUGCAUGUCGGAUGCUGUACUAUGCUUUCUCAAACACAAACAGUCCCCAAGAAGUCUUACAGCAAAGCAAAGAAGAGUCCUCUUCUGGCAAACUCAUGCUGUGGGGUAAGCUUGCACGACAUGCCUGCACUGUAUGGAGAAACAUGACUGCACAACUCGGUCGCAAAGAAGUUGUCUCCAGAUUGAUGCUGGCAAAGGAAGCUGCAGCAGUGACACACGAGGCAUCCGUGUAUCUAAGCUUGAACAAACAACACACAGAAGCAUCCCAGGCACAAGCCCAAACACUAGAGUGUGUCGCCAACACAGAAGUAACCGACAGUUUUAUGGCGUACAUCACAAGUGUACAUGUCCCACUCAGAGAGGACUACCAGAAGAUGCUUCAUGCUGAAAUGUCAGUCAAAGACUCUGGGCAUUUCAAAGCAGAUAUCAAGGAGAUUGAAGAUUGCCAAGAGAAAGAAGACCCAGAGACUCUUCGCCAGCAGGGCAAUGAUCUGUAUAAGAAGGAGCAGUAUUCAGAGGCCAUUUCUUGUUACACAAGAGCAAUCAACAUCAGUGGCGACAAUGUUGAUGAACGCUUGUACAGCAAUCGGUCCUUGUGUUACUGGAAACUGGGCCAGUACAAACUGUCUUUGGAUGAUGCAGACAAAUGCAUUGAACUGAAUAGCAUGUCAGGAAAAGCGUACUACAGACGAGCACUUGCUCUUGCAGAGCUGGUUGAGAAAGACACCACCUACUGUCACUACAGUGGUGCAGCAAGAGCUGCUGCUGCCUUAGCUAUUCACCAUAAACCAACAUGCAGGACAGAUGCUCAGAUGAUGAAACGCUUCCCAAACCUGAACGUCACAGAAAUUUCUAGUGCAACCGAAUUGAGCCAUAUGUGCUGCAUGCUUAGUGAACAGGACUGCACCAUUUUGCUAAAGGAAGGUGACUACUUGUUGGAUGCUUUGUUUAUCAUUGUCAAUGUUCAGAUUGUGGGUGUGAACAGGUAUACCACAGUAAAUUGUAAAGAAGGCAUCUUUUGCAGUCCAUCACUUACAAGGCCCGUUUGUUGUCACUUUGAAAACUUGCGGUUUCCACAAAUGUCUGGAGAAUUGGAAGUACGGAAUGGGUCUAUUGCAACAUUGUACAGAUGCCAGGUAUCUAAUGGCAGGAGAGGCUGUAAGGAUUACCCAAAUUGUCAGGGUGGUCCUGGGUGUGUAAAUGACACCAGCACUCCUUGUGCAAAAACAGACAGUUCGUUCAGAGGUUUCCGGAAGACGCAUGGACAGGGGGGUUAUGCAGGAUUGCAGGUUGUCCGAGGUACUUUAUACGUGGAUCAGUGCAGCAUCAUAGACUGUGGAGGAGGGGGCCUGUUGGUGGAUGGAGAGGGAACACAUGCAGUGGUGACUAACUGUGAAGUCAUGAAGCACAUCCAGUCUGGGCUGGAAGUAAGGAAUGGAGGAACUUUGAAAGCAUCUGGAAACAACAUCCACAACAACAAGACACAUGGUGUCACAGUUGGACCAGGUGCAUCUACUACACAUAUAGUUGGAAACCACAUCCACAACAACUGGGGAGAAGGUGUCAUUCUCCUCCAAAGUUCAGUUAUUACCAUAGAAGCAAAUCGGAUUGAGCAUAAUGGUGCCAGUGGAAUCUCGGUAGAGUCAAGUACUUUAGACCUGCACAAUAAUGAGAUCGCCAACAACUGGCAUUGGGCACUUUUCCUUAAAACACACAGCUCUGCAAACAUCUGUGGGAACCUGGUCCACUCAAAUAAGUGUGGUGGCUUGUGGUUUGGGUUCAACCAAUUCGGAAAAGUGCUGAUAGAUCAAAAUGUGAUAAGAGAUCACACAGGUCCAGCAAUACACGUCAUCAACAACUUGAACAAGGAACAGACAAGGAAGAUACUAGAACUGGUUCCCAAGGAGUUCGGAGAGCCAUUCUCAGUACCCCCAAUCAUCACUGACAGGAAUGUCUGUCAAAGAAAUGACACCAAGCAACAGCAUCCUUCAUCAGCCAUCACAUGCCUCCCAGUCGGAUGUGCCUUCUGUGGUGACCAGCACAAGGAAACCAUGAGCUGCGGAAAGUGCCGUAAAGCACAGUACUGCUCAAAGGAGUGCCAAAUACAACACUGGCAACAACACAAGAUCAUUUGUAAUGUCAUCCAGGGCGAUUACUCUUUCAGAGUCUCUACAGAAGACACAGUUUACAAAGUGCAUAAAUGUACUGGUAGAAUCUUCAAUCCUGGACUAAAGGGCAUCAAAGAAGGCAUUCCCCCUGACAUCAUGGGAAGAAGGCGGUUCAUUGUAAAGAUUCAGUCAGGUACUGAGUACCAGGCGUACAAUCCUGAUUCAAACCUGACACUCUAUGACCAGACUACCACCCUUGACCUCUCAUUCAGGGACAGCCAAAUCUACCACAUCAUCAUGGAGUGUGGUAUACUGGGAACCAACCACAUAUCCUCAAAAAAGAUCUUCUGUUACGCCAAGAUGGAAGACAAUGGGAAAUAUGUCCGUAUAUACACAGAUCAUCUGGCACCACUGCAGGAGUGGUGAUGUUGUUUUUGGUACAAAGUAACCAAGUUGAUGACAAAAAAAGACCUGGGGUAGUACAGUCAAACCUUUAUAUAACUUUAAGUCACAAUUGCUGAUUGCCAGAAUUUUGCUAAAUCUAAAAAUCGUGGACCAGUAUUGUAACUGUAAGACAUCAGCAUAUUUUG